This is a messenger RNA of Caenorhabditis remanei, 1386 nucleotides long. RefSeq lists its product as uncharacterized. The record is from RefSeq and is a predicted model, not a curated record. The transcript has 4 exons. Lineage: Eukaryota; Metazoa; Nematoda; Chromadorea; Rhabditida; Rhabditidae. Bases 1 to 1386 code for a protein of 461 amino acids.
AUGAAGAACAGCAGAGGAUACUUUAGUGAGUUGAAAAUCAGACGAGACCGCCUUCAGCCAAAGAAGCCAAGAAAACAACACGGAACUCUACUCUUCACUCACAUAUGCAAUCAUCUAUGUGAACAUGUCUUGAGAAUCCCAGUAUCAAAAGUCUCCAUUUGGCCUGAAGGUCUGCCCCUUACGACACUCCACAACUUGACAAAACUGAGAAUCGAAAAGUGUGAAGAGCUGGAGAUCAAAGUCGCGGCCUCAACGAAAUCAGUAGACUUUCCGUAUCGAGUAUUGGUUGAAGUUAUCAGAAAUAUCUGUGGAACGGCGGAACGUAUUCAUCUUGGCAUACCAAUAAAACAUACGUUUAAAUGUGAUACGAGCUAUUUCAAAUGUCAUCACUUAACAAUUGAUCGCCCGACACCAUGGUUGACUGGAAAGAAUCUAUUCAAAAUGAGAUGCGCCCAGAUGGAAAUCUCCCGAAGCAGAUUGAAAGUAAAGGAUCUUCUGAAUUUUGUUGAGAAAUGGAUGAAGAGUGACUUGAGUGAAGAGUUCGAAUUUUUGGAUAUAACUUUUGAAAAAAAGAUCAAAAUUCUCACUUUUCCGAAAUCCUUUCAAGCGAAAACGUGGAACAAGGAGAUGAGAGGCCAACAUUACUUAGCUGGAACCAAAGUGAUCGACUGUGAACACGGGGGUGACGUCGUUCAUAAAAAUGGGAGAACCAUUGCAACAGUUUGUACUCAAAGCGACCGGAAAAGAUUCUUCUUUGGAGUUUGGCAUAAUCCUUUCCCAAUGAUUCCUCAGGAGAACGUCCCUGAGAUGCUCAGUUGCUCACUUACAUGCUUGAGAAUAUGUAACGUUGCGAAGUCGUUGGAGUACGAAUCGAUCAGUUGGAACGUCGACAUCUCCAAAGAAGGUACAUUUUUGCAAUUCAAGUGCAACGAUGAAGUCUGUGGAACGUGGUCUUUCAAGGAAUCAGGCAAUACUGUGACGGUCUCUAAAAAGGAGGAUCCGAAUACAAUUAUUUACGAGGAAGAGAGCGAGAACGUCUACGAUUCACUCACUUCAGCAAUCAUCCAUGUGACCGAUGUCUUGAAAUGCACAGUAUCGAAUGUUGAGAUUUGGAUUCAAGAUUUUAAGCAUUUCAUUAUUCAUAAAUUGAUGCGUCUUAAAAUCGAGAAAUGUCUCAAUAUGAGGAUUUACCUUGCUAUCAAGGAGAAGAUACCAGUCACUCUAGACCCAUGGUUAGCCACAGUUAUCAAGAAUGUCUGUGCCACAGGACGUUUAUAUAUUUCUGUGCCAACAGAUGAGAGCUUCGAAUGUGAUCCAAGUCACUUCAAAUGUCACCUUUUAGUGAUGGAUCAGCCGUCGCCUUGGUUGACUCCUGAGACUCUAUGA